AUGUUUAUGCUUUCGCCCGCCAAACGCGCUAAAUCAGCGCCCCCUGCUAUACCCACUGCCCCUCACUGUCUAGUUGGUGCCUCCAAAACCAAGCAAUCUCAUCACACGAAACACGGCACGGCCUCCCAUGAUUUUGAAGUGGCUUUGAGCAAAGAACUGGACCCGGUUGUACAGGAUGGCCUUAGAUUGGCUCGAGACGCAACGAGCUUGAUUUAUUCGUCUGUUCAGUUGCUCACAACGCAGCUCAACAUGCUAAGAGACAACAAUCGCAAGCUUUCUGAAAGACUUUUCGAUGCGAGCGUGAAGAUUGAACAACUAGAAAGCGAGCACAAAGAAGACGGGCGCGAACUUGAACACCUCCAGCUCGAAAACGAUUUAUUGUGGGAGGCAUUACGCCGAAAAGCAGACAUAUUCCAGAGUUUGGAGAUGACGGUACAAGAGAAAGAUGAUAUUAUCGCGGCAAUGACGGCGUCGCUUGACAUGAAGGGCGAGGACAUGGAGGUGCUGCAGAAGAAAGUGGACAAUGUCUCGGCCAUAUUAAGAGGGCUUCGAAUGGGCAAGCCCAACUGGGCUCUAACUGACUCACAAGUUCAAACUGACACAGCAAGCCAUUCAGCGUCCAAUCAUAAUGGAUCGGUGUUGAAGCAAUUUGGAAGUGUUGUACCAGAGUACUCCGAACCACCAGGAUCGAUCGAGAACUUUGACUCUGACGAGAUUCCCAUCCGCCCAGCGAAAGCAAUACGUGUGUCCCCCUCACACCAAUACGCCAUGCAAGCUCCUCCGCCCGACUCUAGAUCUCCCUGA
Mycena indigotica is the source of this 804-nucleotide messenger RNA. RefSeq lists its product as uncharacterized. The record is from RefSeq and is a predicted model, not a curated record. The transcript has 4 exons. NCBI's taxonomy places the organism in Eukaryota, Fungi, Basidiomycota, Agaricomycetes, Agaricales, Mycenaceae. The coding region runs from base 1 to 804 and encodes 267 amino acids.